Messenger RNA from Ochlerotatus camptorhynchus, 2420 nucleotides. RefSeq lists its product as uncharacterized. NCBI's taxonomy places the organism in Eukaryota, Metazoa, Arthropoda, Insecta, Diptera, Culicidae. The record is from RefSeq and is a predicted model, not a curated record. Bases 95 to 2182 code for a protein of 695 amino acids. The transcript is spliced from 3 exons.
CGCAGACCGUUGCGUUGCGUAAAAGUCGUUUGUAAAAUUGGCCAGAAAAAUAUUCCUUUGCGAAUUCUCCUACUUUUCCUGGAAAUUUUGCAAAAUGGACUCAAAGGAGAAAGAUUUGAUGAAUUUCUUAUUGGAGCAAUCCCAGAGGGAUAUUUCAUAUGAAAAACAUCUGGAACGGCAGAAGAUACUGCUGCUUGCCCAAAAGGAAGUGGAACAUUGGAAGCGACUAGUUUACGAAACAGAACGAUUCCGCGAGCAAUGCCUCUGGGAAGACCGUCACGAGCUGAAGCAAGUGUUUAAGCUGAGAAAUCGGGUUUACAAACUCAAUAAGCCGAGACUUAAAAUUGUGAUUGACCAAGGACUUGAACAAUGGAUCAAAGAUGAUGAUGGGGCAGAGAAUGAUUAUCAAUCAGAAAUCAACAAACUUCGAUCGAGGAUUGAUCACAUGAACCUGCAAGCAACGCGUUACUGGGAGGUUUUCGAAAAUGUUCGAGAAUCGAAAAGUCACCAGAUAGUUCAGGAGUCCGCUCGUAAGGUACGAGAAGAGGAGGUGAAGAUUGAAGAGUCUCAGAAGACAAUCGACGACCUGUGGAAGAAAAGUCACGAACAAGCCAACAAAGAGUGGAGUGAAAUGAAACUGAUGAUUGUAGAGUUUAGUCAAUUAUGCACAGAAAGCAAUAUGAUGGACUUGGAAAAGGAAGCUGACUUACAGAAUAAUCAGAUUAAAAAAGUCAAAAUCAUUCAGCUCCACGAGGAAAUCAAACAGGUCAAGAUUGAGCAGGAAGAAGAAGCAAAGCGUCGCGAAAUUGAGCUUAGUGAACGUAUACUGAUUCCGAUAAAGAUUACUCCUAUGACCAUUGAGAAUACUAUGUUCAAGAAUCCCAACGAUUUUCCAGCCCUCAUUGAUAAGAUCGAUAGUACUCGCAAGUCCUACGAGCAGAUCUUCAAGCGCCAGUUGAGAAAAACGAACAAGAAAGGUCGGUCGAAAUGUACCGUCCAUUUUAAUAUGCUGUUCGGUGGUCCGAAGCGUAAGGGUAAAACUCGAAAAACUCAACUUCACCCCUCGGUAACAGCGGAGACUGCAACGAAACCGGUAACCACCGAUGAUGUUGCGACACAUCCGAAGAAGUAUCAGCGUACAGAAGUAUCAGUUGCGAAAGAAUUACCAUCGAAUCCUCCAGACACAAAGCUAGACAAGCCUAGCGUUCAGGUCGAGCGUCACACUACUAAGUGUGCGUCUCAGUCAGAUAAAGAUCUGUCUAAAUCGCAACCAUUACCGUCUACCAACGAAAACAUUCCAACGAAGGAUCCUCCUGUGGCCAAUAAGCGGAAAGCGUCUGACGAAUCUACUGAGGAUCAGCACAGGCCAAUAUGCAACGUCCAAGGCCAGCGAAUCAAGCAACGACCAGCUCAGUCUGUGUCGCAACCGGAACUUCCAACUGUAACUCGUGACAAUGCCAAAUCGGAACCACCGAGAAAGCGUCCCUCCCUAGAAACGCCGAUAUCAGCCUCGACUCCCUCUCAUGUGCAAGACCACCGUGAGUUCAAGAAACCUCAACUAAUGCAGGAGUAUUCUCCCGAAAAGCAAAGCCGCAAAUCAAAGCCGAAAAAGGUCGCAUUCAAGCCGCAACCGGAGGCAUUUGAAAUCGAAUGCGAUAGCUUUUCAUUGUCUCCAGAAAAAUCGGUUCGCAAAAUGCAACCAAGAUCCAAGCAGCAACCCGUCGAACAGGCGCAACAUCGUUCACCCUCUCCACCACCACAGCAAAUGAAACAACAACCGCCGGCAGACCCGAUGGAUUUUAAGUCGCAAGAACAACAGCAAACCGUUGAAGACGACAACUUUUCGUUCGGCAGUGCUUCCCCUUCGUUGGAUUCUCACCAGUCCAAAGAUGACGGCGGAUCCUUCUUCGAUACGGGCAGCAUCUCGUCGUUAAAUAUGGUGGAUCGUGAGAAUAGCAGCGAUCUAGGGUUCGAUUUGUCCCCCGUCGGACCAAGUACGAACAAUCGACGAGAUGAGCACGGAGAAGGAAGUGGAAGCGACGGAAAUACGUCGGAUUUCAAUUUUCUUGCAAGUCCACCAACAUCGGCUGCCCCGCCUGGAUCACAGAGUGGCGGUAGGAAAGAUCAGGACUGUUUCGCAUUUACAGAUAAAGAUAGUGGAACGGGAUUUGAUUUCUUUUAGAAUAUUCGCUGAACUGGAACGAUCUCUGUUGAUUAUGCUGGAAAUAAUUGGUUUUGAGAUUGAAAUUGACCAUUUCGUUAUUUCCGGGUACCUUUACUGAUUUUGUCAUUGAACUAGUUCUUAGUUUAAGCAUCCCACUCAUUCACCUAUUGCAGUCGCCACUUGUUAUUCACUAAAGAGAAGAAGAGUUAUCUAUAUUUUUGUGGCAAGAGCAUACAAAGAAACACAUACUGUUAAA